CGUACACUAGCUGGCCUAUAUGGACAUGAAUACUAAGUAUCCAGCCGCUUCUACAACACAUUGCCACUGUUUGAAGUUGGCAAUUCUGUCACAGCAGAGAUAUAUGUAGCUGGGCAUCGUGAACCCACCACGCCAUAUCCAUCCACCGAGGCUCCCAUCGCCUCGUUGCGGGUCAAGAUGGACAGGGAGGCGAGAGAGAUACCAGGCUAUUACUAUGAUAAAGAAAAGAGGAAAUAUUUCAAGAUCCAGGCCAGCAGCACAGCACCUGCGAGCUCCGCCUAUUCUUCGAAGGACGUCAAAAGACGCAAACUUCAGGAUGAGAGGUCGGAAGCCGUAACCUUAAGAAUAGCACGCCAGAGGGGUCGCAUUCAGAAAUCCAGAAUUCUGUGUGAACCGAUCGCAGGCGGGUUUCUUGCAAGGGAGCAGGGCCAGGCUGGCUUGGAUGUUUCCCGGAUCUACGCUGGAGGACUUGUGCAACAAGGCUACCUUCCUGCCAUGACCAACUUCGAUCAUUGCAGUGACCCUAUAUUUACCAUUGAUCAUAGAUUUGACCUUGGUCCGUCUCUUGUGGACUUUCGAAUAGUUUUUGACGAUCAGCUAUUUACUAUUCGAGCCAAUGUCGACAAAAACAACCGAACUAGAAGUCAUGGCAGCGUGGAAAUCUGUCACGAUUUCAGCGUACCCACAAUCAACAAUGCAAGUUGGAAACUUGAACGUUUUGGCCACCCUGGCACAUCCACGUCUUUGACGACCCAUGAGGCUAGCCGCAGACUUGCGAUGACCUGGCUGGCAGGCUCACCACACUCAGGGGCAGCCAUUGUCCCUAUGACUGGUAUACCCACCGAUGGAGAUCGCGAGGAGCCCAAUAUCUUGCUCGGACCGGGCGUGUCACGUGGGAUGGAUGUGAGCUUCUAUUCCUCAGCUGCGGCUCCACCAGAAUCUUCUCUCCUUUUCGCUUUCGGGUCAAGCCAUGGGAUUAUGACUGUCGACAAACGAGACUUUGACGCACAUUUCAUCAGUCCCAAGCCAGUUCCACAGGAGAGAUACCCCAAGGAUAUCUUCGCUCUCGAAUUUUUGAGCGAUAACCACCCUGUUCUCCUCUCUGGAGGCCGAAACGGCAUCCUCGAUAUCACAGAUCUCCGGAUCCCUAAAUUUGGACACGAUGCAGAUAUCAUCCGUCAUCCGAGCUCCAUCACACAUAUCAAGCAACUUGACACACACCGGAUCAUCGUCGCGGGCCUCAAUUCAAGCCUCUGUCAAUACGACCUGCGCUACCGCAAAAUCGAUGCCCCGCCGCCGUCCCCUCCUUCACGCAGGAAGCUCAAAUCGUUUAGCAAUUCGAAGGCCACCAAACCCAUUCUGCAAUACCCGGGGUUUCACAAUACUGCCAGUAUACAGCUUGGGUUCGAUGUCGAUCUCGAGACAGGAGUGGUUGCCGCAGCCCAGGAACACGACGCAACACAUCCUGCGGUCCAGCUCUUCUCUCUCCAUGGCGGGGACGAGUUGCCACCAUCUCAAGUCUCAAAAUUCUCGAGUCUCGAUGACGAUGAAAAUAUCAAGUGCUUGAGAUUUGCCAGAGACAUUGAGGAUAAGAUGAAGAGCCUCUACUUUGUCUCGGGUGGUAUCCAAAGGUAUGCGUGGGCUUGUGAAGAGGAAACUCACUGCUAUUGACCCAUCGGUCAUUAUGUAGACUCUGGCUACAUCUAAAUCAGGAGAUAUCCGAGUCAGAUGUAAUGACUCGGGAUUAUCAGCUACCUCGGAGAAGUUGCAGAGAACUGAUCAUACGUAUUGACACCGGUGGAGAUUGAGGAAUAAUAAGUCGAUAGGGG
Molecule: messenger RNA, 1829 nt
Organism: Amorphotheca resinae ATCC 22711
Lineage: Eukaryota; Fungi; Ascomycota; Leotiomycetes; Helotiales; Amorphothecaceae
Exons: 4
Coding region: 178-1671 (497 amino acids)
Cellular component (GO): Cul4-RING E3 ubiquitin ligase complex
Molecular function (GO): protein binding
Source: RefSeq, a predicted model, not a curated record